AUGUCGAAUACAACACCAACUGGACGCACAACAAAUCUUCUGUCGCAUUCAUCUGAUAAUCGCGAACCGUACCGUACAAUAACAUUGACUCUACUUCGUAUCUAUCCGAUUCUAUUCAUAUGUGUGGGAACAGCAGGUAAUCUACUAUCUGUUUAUGUUGUCCUACGUUCGAAAUUGCGACGUCAUUCAACGUUCAUCUAUUUGGCAUUUUUGUCUAUUAUCGAUCUUGCUGUUUUAUAUACAUUUUGUGUUAAUUUUAUACUUCACGCUUGGUUCAAUAUUGAUCUUCAACAAGUUUCCUUGACCGCAUGUAAGAUUUACUCCUUUUCAAUUUACUUCUUUCCUCAAACAAGUGCUUGGAUACUCACGGCUGUUUCCAUUGACCGUGUCGUCGCAUUGACGCGUGGAGUUCGCAAAACUCGCAAAACCCGUCAAACCUACGCAAUUCUCAUUUCGAUCUUCCUCAUUCUUUUCCUACUGAACAUUCAAUUUCUAUUCUACAACAAUACCUACGUACUAUCUCUACAGAACGAACAACAAACCAAUGUGUCAACAAAUACGACUUCAGAUUUGACAUUAACGUCAUCUUCGGUCUACCGUAUCGUCGAUACAGACGUGGACAUCAACGUUAUUCAAUGCUCAUCAGAAUACAGUAAUGAGUAUAAAUAUUUCUAUAGUAAUUAUUGGGUUUAUAUCGAUGCGACCGUUAAUGUCUAUCUACCCUUUGCGCUAAUGUUUCUCUGUUCGACAAUUAUUUUUCUUAGUGUCCUACGAACAAUGCGCGAUGCACAUAAUUCAAAUAAGCGUCUCGUUGCAAGAAAUCUGAGUACAAUGUUACUAUCAAUCAACGCAAUGUUUGUUCUAUUGACAGCACCGAUCGUUUUCUACUUGAUGUUCGAAAAGCGCACGUUCAAGUCAGGAGCCAAUCAAAGUGAUACGAAAUUGAAAGCGCGAUACAAAAUGAUCAAGUUACUCUUUAUUAUUUUAAUGAAUGCCAAUCAUACAGGAAACAUUCUUGUUUAUUGUUUAACCGGUACGGAAUUUCGUACGCAUCUAUUUCACGUUCUACACGCAUUCGGUUGUGGACAAAAUAAAAGUUUAAUCCGAGGAAACUACCUUGCGAAUCGGAAAGGAACGUUCAAUGAAGGCCGCCGUUUAUCUGCGGCGAUUUUAAAUAAAGACAGUGUACAUAAUCAAUCUCAAACCUCACGAUCGUCAAGUAAAAAGCAAAAUCAAAGAACUACACCGCCAUUAACAUAUCAAACGACUCGAAUGAAAAAAAUGAGCGGAACGAUUGAUGAUGAUCAAGCUAUUCCUAUUUGUCUCAAAGCACGAGAUGAUGCUCAAUAUAUUUUAUUAACAAAUAAAUUAGGUAACAAACAAGCGACAUCAACAAUUGCAAGCAUUUAA
Molecule: messenger RNA, 1410 nt
Organism: Adineta ricciae
Lineage: Eukaryota; Metazoa; Rotifera; Eurotatoria; Adinetida; Adinetidae
Source: the annotation of a GenBank genome assembly